AUGGCAGACAAGGUAAAAGCCGCUGCGGUGGCAGAAGCAAUGCACAUCAGAGACUUGACAGCUGAAGCAGCCAGAUCGGGAGCGUAUCUCUAUCCAUUCAAGGGAAUCGUCUAUUUCCUCUCCCACCGCAGUCUCUGGCAGCCUCUCCUCUCCCGGAUCGGUCCUACCUUGAGUCUCGGUCUGAGCGUGACGUCCGCCAUGUUCUUCUUCACGUACGUACCGCAAGCAGCGGUGCUGGCGUUUACAAGCGGGCCGAUGGCGCCUAUCUCUGCCGCGCUGCUGGUGCUAAGCGAGAGCUCGACGAUCCUCAACGCGCUAUCGCGGUCUUUUUCACUUCAAGACGUGUCGCUGGUCGACACGUUCGACGGCACGCUCAUCGCCAGAGGCCAUGAAGCCCUCGUCGCCGACGGCCGGCAGUUGUCGACAAGCGGCAAAAAAGGCGACGACCCUAUUGCCCGUCUGGGCAAGCUGCUCAAACGCCCAUUCACCAAGCUGUCCCCCCACGCCCUCUUGCGCUCGCUGCUCUACCUCCCGCUCAACUUCAUCCCCGUCGUCGGGACGAUUGCCUACAUUGUCUUCCAAGGGAAGAGGAUCGGGCCGAUCGCUCACGAACGGUACUUUCAGCUGAAAGGCUGGAAUGCCAGACAGAGGGAUGAAUGGGUGGAAAGGAAUCGGGCGGCGUAUACGAGUUUUGGCGUCGCCGCGUUUAUACUUGAAAUGGUGCCUUUCGCGUCGUUGGCGCUUGCGUAUACGAAUACAGUGGGCGCAGCGUUGUGGGCGGCUGAUAUUGAGAAGAGAAUGUCGACGGCAUCUGAUAACUUCCGCAAGCAGGAUGGGAAAGCGGAAUAA
Messenger RNA from Rasamsonia emersonii CBS 393.64, 849 nucleotides. RefSeq lists its product as uncharacterized. The record is from RefSeq and is a predicted model, not a curated record. The transcript has 3 exons. Lineage: Eukaryota; Fungi; Ascomycota; Eurotiomycetes; Eurotiales; Trichocomaceae. Gene Ontology annotation, cellular component: lipid droplet; ascospore wall; prospore membrane. Bases 1 to 849 code for a protein of 282 amino acids.